GCUGGGGAGCGCAGUACUGGACGCAACGAGGGACGUGCUGCUGGAUAACGUGUUUUCUGUUAUUCCUGAAGUGUCUUUCGUUUCUCUUUGAUCCAGGGCUUAUCAUGGCUUCCAGUCAUGCUGUGUUGAUGCGGUUGGUAGCUUCAGCAUAUUCUAUUGCUCAAAAGGCAGGAAUGAUAGUCAGACGUGUUCUUGCUGAAGGAGACCUAGGCAUUGUGGAGAAGACAUGUGCAACAGACCUGCAGACCAAAGCUGACCGAUUGGCACAAAUGAGCAUCUGCUCUUCACUGGCACGGAAAUUCCCCAAACUAACAAUCAUAGGGGAAGAGGAUCUGCCUUCUGAAGACGUGGACCAAGAGCUGAUUGAAGAUGGUCAGUGGGAGGAGAUACUGAAGCAGCCAUGCCCAUCACAGUACAGUGCUAUUAAAGAGGAAGAUCUUGUGGUCUGGGUCGAUCCUCUGGAUGGCACCAAGGAAUACACUGAAGGUCUUCUUGACAAUGUAACAGUUCUUAUUGGAAUUGCUUAUGAAGGAAAGGCCAUAGCAGGAGUUAUUAAUCAGCCAUAUUACAACUAUCAGAACAAUGAAAAGCAGAAGUUAAGGGAGCAGAGGGCUGAAGCCAAGGCAGGACCAGACGCUGUGUUGGGGAGGACAAUCUGGGGAAUUUUAGGUUUAGGUGCCUUUGGGUUUCAGCUGAAAGAAGCCCCUGCUGGAAAACACAUUGUCACAACUACCCGAUCCCAUAGCAACAAGCUGGUUACUGACUGUAUUGCUGCCAUGAACCCUGACGCGGUGCUGCCAGUGGGAGGAGCAGGAAAUAAGAUUAUUCACCUGAUUGAAGGCAAAGCCUCUGCUUAUGUAUUUGCAAGUCCUGGAUGUAAGAAGUGGGAUACUUGUGCUCCAGAAGUCAUUUUACAUGCUGUGGGAGGCAAGUUAACCGAUAUCCAUGGAAAUGGUCUUUGUUACAACAAAGAAGUGAAGCAUAUGAACUCAGCAGGCGUCCUGGCCACUUUGAGGAAUUAUGACUACUAUGCAAGCCGAGUUCCAGAAUCUGUUAAAAAUGCACUUGUUCCUUAAAGGGCAGUCUCGUUUACUGAGCGAGGACUUGGUUCUCAAAUUAAUACAUUUGAAAAUUAACUAACUGAAUGGAAAUGAACCUUUUCUUUAUACAUUGAUGAUCAGCAAAUUUAUUAGGAGUAGAAAAUAGAACUAAAGAAUUUAUCUUGAUUAAUUAAUCAACCAGAACAGUUUCUAGAUUUGGAGAAUUUAUGAAGUCAGUAUGUUAUAUUUCUUUUUCUCCUUUUAUUUGGAGAAAUGAAAGAUUUAGUUCUCAUUGACUGUCCAGGUCAAUUGUUUAAUCAACACUCCCAUCGUGUAAACCAGAUUUCUUUAGGGCACAGAAUCACAAGUUACCUGAUCUUAUUCUUGUUUUUCACAGUAAGUUUUAAAGUUUUCCUGUUUCAGUUAUGUAGACACUAAAAUGUCGUUACAUAUGUUGAUGGAACAGACUGAUGGCAAAAGUUCCCUUAUAAUAAAUUAUUUAAUUCUAA
Trichechus manatus latirostris (Florida manatee) is the source of this 1549-nucleotide messenger RNA. RefSeq names its product 3'(2'), 5'-bisphosphate nucleotidase 1 (gene BPNT1). Lineage: Eukaryota; Metazoa; Chordata; Mammalia; Sirenia; Trichechidae. The coding region runs from base 105 to 1076 and encodes 323 amino acids. The record is from RefSeq and is a predicted model, not a curated record. Gene Ontology annotation, biological process: phosphatidylinositol phosphate biosynthetic process. The transcript is spliced from 10 exons. Gene Ontology annotation, molecular function: 3'(2'),5'-bisphosphate nucleotidase activity.